AUGAGUAGUGGAUUUGUGAGCGAGGCAGAUCUCCAGAAACAGCGUGAAUUGCGCCAGCAAGAAUGGGAGAAAGUCCGAACAGAGGAUCAACCAAUUGAGGCUCCUGAGCCAGAAUAUGACAACAGAACCCUCUAUGAUCGACUUCAGGAGCAAAAAGAUAAGAAACAAGAGGAGUGGGAUGAGUCUAGAAAGUUCAAGAACCAGAUAAAGAACCUGGAUGAAGAUGAAUGCAAUUUCCUCGACAUGGUUGACAAAACGAAAUCUGAUCAGGAGGUCAAAAUAAGGAAGGAAGAAAACAGAGAACUGGAAGAAUUCAGGAAGGAGCAGGCGUCGGCGGAGGAGCGGGCCGAGGAGCAGCGUCUGAAGGCGGAGGUGCAGCGGACAGCGGCGGCGCCAGCCCGACCGGCCGGCACCAAACGCUCGCAGAGCCAGCUGCUGUGCGCCGGCGUGCUCCCCGGCGUCGGCGCCUACACGGACUCGAGUGACUCGGACUCCGAUGCCUCCAGCGACAUCUCGUGGCCGAAGCCGGCCAAGAUCGUGGUCAGCUCGGCCAGCACGGCCGAGUCGCACAAGGGCCACGGCGCCGGCUGCGGCGCCAACUGCAAGGGAUGAGCCGUGCCGCCGCUUGGCGCGUGGGGACGGUGACCGCCCCUGCCGCUGGCUGUGCUGGCGUAGAGACGACCUGCCGAGGCUGUGGUGCGGCCUGUGAUGUGGACGCGCUCAGGUCGGCGUGGGUGGAAGGUGGAGCGUGGACUAUGCGGCGGCGGUGGAGGUUCGCUGUGCAGGAGAUCACGUGCGUCUCCCGUCCGUGGUGUUCGGGUCUGAGUCUCGCCCGAGAGUGAAGCCGCUCUUCUGGUAGCGACAGUCGUGCUGAUAUAGCUCGAUGUCUGAAAUCGUUCCUGGCAAUGCGAGAGGUGCCUUGUCGGAACGGAAGUCGUUUUGGUGACUUGCCAGGCAGUCCUAGUGGUCGAAGGAGACAGCGGACCACGAGACAGUGAGCUGGGAGUUG
This is a messenger RNA of Pollicipes pollicipes, 1009 nucleotides long. Its product is annotated as PSME3-interacting protein-like. The transcript has 5 exons. Lineage: Eukaryota; Metazoa; Arthropoda; Thecostraca; Pollicipedomorpha; Pollicipedidae. The record is from RefSeq and is a predicted model, not a curated record. Gene Ontology annotation, cellular component: nucleus. The coding region runs from base 1 to 612 and encodes 203 amino acids.